AUGGCGUCUCCAUUAUUAUAUGCUAAGGCCGAUGACGAAUUAUUCCCCGUCACUGGUAUCAACACAAUUGCAGCAAUCAUUGGUGUUAUUAGAUUACGUUCAUCUCGUUAUAUCAUUGUGGCUACAAAUACUCAAGAAGUUGGUCAGAUCCGUCAACAUUCUGUCUCAAAAGUUGCUGAAUAUAAAGUAUUACCAUUAUCAAACUCAUUUUUGAAAGAUGAUGAUGAACAAAAAUAUCUUGAUUUGCUUAAAUUUCAUUUGGAUUCAGCUCAAUUAUAUUUUUCAUAUACUUACGAUUUAACAAAUUCUCAUCAACGAAUCAAUGAAAAUAAUGGUUCAAUUAAACCAUUAUGGCAAUUAGCAGAUGAUAGAUUUUUUUGGAAUUAUUACGUUGCCAGUGAAUUGAUUGAAGGUGCCAAACAAGAUUAUAGAUUCAAUCCAUUCAUUGUCCCAUUGAUUUAUGGUUACGUUAACAUUAUCCGUACUCAAACUAAUGGUAGUCCAAUCUCAUUUGGUUUAAUCACAAGAAGAAGUAGAUUACGUGCUGGUACAAGAUAUUUCCGUCGUGGUAUUGACGCUGAUGGUAAUGUCGCCAACUAUAAUGAAACAGAACAGUUAUUAAUUCGUCAUAAUUCAAAUACAAGUUAUGAAACUUAUAGUUAUAUUCAAACCAGAGGUUCUGUUCCAGUUUAUUGGGCAGAAGUCAAUAAUUUGAAUUAUAAACCUGAUUUAAGUAUUGGUGAACCACCUUUAGAGGCUACAAAGCAACAUUUUGACCAACAAGUUAAACUUUAUGGUGAUAAUUAUCUGGUUAAUUUGGUUAAUUCAAAAGGUUAUGAAGAACCAGUUAAAAAUGCGUAUGAAAGUAUUGUUGACGCUUUAAACAAUCCAAAAUUACAUUAUGUCUAUUUUGAUUAUCAUCAUGAAUGUCGUAACUUAAAAUGGCACAGAGUUAAAAUCUUAAUUGAACAUUUAGCUCGAUUAGGUUUAAGCAAUCAAGAUUUUUAUCAUGAAAUUAGAGAUAAUGAAAACGUCAAGGUUAUUAAUCAACAAACAUCAGUUGUUAGAACAAACUGUAUGGACUGUUUAGAUAGAACUAAUGUUGUUCAAUCAACUUUGGGUCAUUGGGUUUUACAACAACAAUUUGAAACUUCUGGAAUUCUGCCUGAAUCUUCAAUUUGGGAAAGUGAUAAAUUAUUAUUAUUCCAAUUUCAAAAUAUCUGGGCUGAUAAUGCAGAUGCUGUUAGUAAAUCUUAUUCUGGUACUGGAGCUUUGAAAACAGAUUACACAAGAACCGGUAAACGUACUAAAAAAGGUGCAUUAAAUGAUUUAUUAAAUUCAAUUACAAGAUAUUAUAGAAAUAAUUUAAGAGAUGGUCCAAGACAAGAUUCAUAUGAUUUAUUUUUAGGUAAUUUCUCACCAUAUGGAGCUGUUGAUUCACCAUUUGAAGAUAGAAGACCACCUUUAACUCAAUCAAUUCCAUAUAUUUUUAUUGCUUCUUCAAUUUUAUUCUUUGCAGCUGUUGUUUUCCCAAAAGGUUCUAUAUUCAGUAUUAAAAAUUUAUUCCUAUUAGCUUCAUGUCUAACUGUCUUUGGUGUUUCCGGUAAUUAUAUUGCUAAAAAUGGUAUGCAAUAUGUCUUUUGGCCAAAAUUAGUUGAUUUAGAAUUUUUAGCUAAAAGGGAUCUUGUUAGUGAUGGUAAAUUCGAUGGCAUUAAAUUUGCUAAAAAUAAUAGAUAUCAUUCACCAACUGCUGUUAAGAAAGAUUAG
Molecule: messenger RNA, 1767 nt
Organism: Hansenula ciferrii
Lineage: Eukaryota; Fungi; Ascomycota; Saccharomycetes; Phaffomycetales; Wickerhamomycetaceae
Gene: SAC1
Product: phosphatidylinositol-3-phosphatase SAC1
Exons: 2
Coding region: 1-1767 (588 amino acids)
Biological process (GO): phosphatidylinositol dephosphorylation
Cellular component (GO): endoplasmic reticulum
Molecular function (GO): phosphatidylinositol-4-phosphate phosphatase activity
Source: RefSeq, a predicted model, not a curated record